AUGGAUGGUAAUAAUGAGAUCACCAUUAAUCUGCUUCUACUGGGAAAGACGAAAUGUGGUAAGAGUUCUCUCGGAAACAGCCUGCUGGGAAGUUAUGAAUUUGAGAGCAAGUUUUUCCCACACUCCGUGACCAAAGACUGUCGACUGUGCAGAACGCGAAUGCCCAAUUUUGCUCGUCGAAUGGGGAGGGAGCUGGGCCUACAACUGCAGGUGCUAGACACACCUGGUAUCCCUCAUAGCAGCCUGAGCCAGGACGAGGUGAAGAGGAGAGUGAGAAAAGCCCUCUCGCAGUACUUUUCGCAAGGGUUACAUAUGGCCCUACUUGUCCUAAGGGCAGACAUUCCACACUGCGAAGAAGAUAACCAGCACACUGUCAAAUUAGCCGAGGAUCUACUGGGCCCAGAAUGGAAAUAUUUCACGGCAGUGGUUUUUACUCAUGGAGAUGUUUUACAAGAGGCAAGAAUGACAGAAGAUGAAUUCCUCAGAUCUGCUCCUCCCAAUCUGUCAACCCUCCUGGAGUAUGUACAUGGCCGAUGCUUUUUUAGAGACCCCACUGACAAAACUCUGCAUGAGGAGCGAGCAGUGCUAGCCAAUCAGAUCUUACACUUCGUGAGACAAAACAGCUACCAAACUGUGCCAUUUAACAAGCAUUGAC
This is a messenger RNA of Nanorana parkeri, 655 nucleotides long. RefSeq names its product GIMAP family P-loop NTPase domain containing 1 (gene GIMD1). The transcript has 2 exons. Bases 1 to 654 code for a protein of 217 amino acids. Gene Ontology annotation, molecular function: GTP binding. NCBI's taxonomy places the organism in Eukaryota, Metazoa, Chordata, Amphibia, Anura, Dicroglossidae. The record is from RefSeq and is a predicted model, not a curated record.